Molecule: messenger RNA, 666 nt
Organism: Jaculus jaculus (lesser Egyptian jerboa)
Lineage: Eukaryota; Metazoa; Chordata; Mammalia; Rodentia; Dipodidae
Product: salivary lipocalin-like
Exons: 5
Coding region: 1-666 (221 amino acids)
Molecular function (GO): small molecule binding
Source: RefSeq, a predicted model, not a curated record
AUGGGGAGCCACUGGGAACUGCCGCCCUCAGUCCCUCGCACCGUGAUGCUGGCAAAGGAGUGGCUGCUCCUGCUGGCCUUCAGCCUGAGCCUGGCAGGUGCCCAGAAGACUCUGGAAGAGGUGCCCGUGCAGCUGGGCUUUGAUGCGCACAAGGUGGAAGGACGUUGGCUGACCGUCCAGCUGGCCACCAGCCACACAGACUUGGUCUUGCCAGAUGACCCCCUGAGGCUCUCCCUCCACUCCAUCCAGACCAGAGACAGUGGGGACAUCGACUUCGUGCUGUUUGAGAAAGGAGAGGGGGUGUGCACAGGAGUCAAUGUCACUGUCCAUCCAACUGGGCUGCAAGGCCAGUACCAAGGCACCUUUGAGGGUGGCCGCAUGCACGUCCACUUCGUCAGCACCGACUACAGCAACCUCAUUCUCUAUGUACGCAUUGAGGACAAUGAAGUCACCAGCCUGUGGACAUUACUGGCAAGAAGAAUGCCUGAAGACCCCACGUGGGUACGCCAAUACCUGAAUUUUGUGGAGAAAUUCCACCUACAUAAGGCACCUGUCUUCAACACAACUGGUGAGCAGUGCCCUUCAGCCAACCGAGGAGUGCCCAGGGUCCCAUCCUCACAACACAAGAGUGGUCUCCACACCACACCCUUUAUGUCGGAUGCUUAA